Scaptodrosophila lebanonensis is the source of this 1150-nucleotide messenger RNA. RefSeq names its product putative carbonic anhydrase 3. Bases 170 to 1126 code for a protein of 318 amino acids. The transcript has 5 exons. Gene Ontology annotation, molecular function: zinc ion binding; carbonate dehydratase activity. The record is from RefSeq and is a predicted model, not a curated record. Gene Ontology annotation, cellular component: cytoplasm. NCBI's taxonomy places the organism in Eukaryota, Metazoa, Arthropoda, Insecta, Diptera, Drosophilidae.
AUGUUUGGUUCCAUAAUUAUUUUACUUUUACAUAUUUGAAUGCCGAAAUUUAAUUGUGUUAGUUCCAUCACUUAACUAACCAAAUUCUACUGCGUGUCUAUAUGAGAUAAUAAAUAAACAAAAGUUUUCGGAAAAAAUCGUUGGGGGUAUUUGAAACGUCUGAUGAGGAAUGAAACUAGUCCAGCUAUUAGGCUUUUAUGUUCUAUGUCUAACUUUAGUUGCAUGUAAAAAGAAACCUGAGAUAAAACAGCGUGGUCCGCAUGAAUUUAAUUAUGACAAUCAAGGCGCCGAUUGGCAUGACGCAUGUCAUAAUGGUCGUAGACAGUCACCCAUAAACAUCGAUUCUGAACAGGCUACUAAGGACUCAAUAUCGCCAAUUAACUUUGUCAGCUAUGACGUACCGCUGAAAACUCCAAUAAAGGUAACCAAUAACGGGCAUUCAGUCUAUAUGCAUAUACCAGAUACAAUAAAUGGCGAAAAACCGUAUAUAAAUGGCGGAAUGCUAACUGGUGACUUUGAAGCUAUAGAAGUUCACUUCCAUUGGGGGUCAGUCUCAAGAAAAGGAUCAGAACAUGCUAUCAACAGGGAGCGCUUCGACGUUGAGAUGCAUAUUGUGCACAAGAGAACAGAUUUCUAUUCUGUAGCAGCUGCAAAGCUUAAAGAUGGUGGACUGGCUGUGCUGUGCAUCUUUCUCAGAGCUUCCUCUGAUACAGACUCUGAGGUUUAUGGCCUGAAUAAUAUAUUCAACCAAUUACCGCGGCUUCUAAAACCAAACUCAUUCGUCUCCAUUUUCGGAGAGUUGUAUUUGAAAGACAUUUUGGGAAACUUAGACACCGAUGAGUUUUACACGUACAAUGGCUCCUUGACCACUCCAACCUGCAAUGAAGUUGUAACUUUUACUAUAUUCACUGAUGUGCUGGACGUGAAAAGGACGCACAUAGAAAAAUUCUGGGCUUUGCGCGACUCAAGAAAUAAGCUAUUGAUAAACAAUUAUCGCAACUUUAUGCCCAUAAAUGGUAGACCCAUCUAUUUUAGAGCUGGUCAGCAGAAUAUUCAAACAAUGCCCAAAAGUUAUCUUGCAAUGCUCCUCAUUCUCUCUAAAACAAUUAUUCGGUUUUACAAAUAAAAUUGAAAGAAAUUGAUUAUUUUA